GGGCCCCGCGGGCCGAGGUGUGUCCAGGCGGAGUCUCGGGAGGUCCCAGCCGAGGUCGCGAUGGCGAGGGGCGGCCGCGCCGAGGUUUAGGGGGAGACUUGCUUGGCGGAGGGUCGGCCCGACCGGCCUGGAGCGCGGGAGACGCGCGCCCUGUGCCUGCAGUCCUGGCGGCCAGAGCCCGCGGGCCGGAGCCAGCGAGGCCGCAGGGCUGUGGAGGAGGCCGGAGGGGAGGCUGUGGGGAGUGAGGAUGCGACCGCAGCCUGGCCUAAGGGGCGGCGAGGACGCGGGAGGCCGACCCAAGGGGCUGGGGACGAGGGCGUGAGAAGGCCGGCCCCGUCCGCCCUCCCACGUCCUCUCCCGCUUGGUGGGGCCAGGCUGGGGGCUGCGCGGCCUGUCCCGGGUGCGGCUCUUCGCACCAGCUUGGCCCGGGAAAGUGGCCCACUGGAGCUGCCAGCUUCCACCCGCCGGGGCUCUCCUCUGCCGGUUCUGGGGAGUUUCCGUGUACCUCUGGGCUAUCGGACACGCGUUGGCUCGUGCUGCAGUGACCUGCCUCUGACCAGCAACUUCUACGGCGGACUUGACGCGUGGCUGCAAGAGGCCACUGCAGGAACCCAUUUCUGCCGUCCUUCACCUGGCCCCCCUCUACACCCGUGGGCCAUGGGAGUUAGUGGAGUGACUUAAUGACACUGGGGCUGAGUGUGAGUCCCCUUCCCCUGAGGGUGCGCUAGGGAAGGCCCAGGCCAGGGCAGCAGGUCCUCAGGUCCUGAGUCUUCCCUGAGACCCCGCUCCCCCAGGAUGGCAGCGGCACCUCGGUGAGUUCACCGUGAGUUCACCGUGCUCCCUGCCCUCCCUCGCCUGGAGCCGUGAGCCCCGCGCCCGGAGAAGGCGACAGUCCUAGCACGCAAAGACAGGGGCCUGGGAUUGCAUCACUCCCUCCCCCAGCGAGAGGGGCUCUGGGGCUCAGCUGGUCCCCAUGGCGCAGAGGCCGGCGGGUCUGCCCAGUGGCGCGGCCCCGGGUAGCGGCCACUUGUCGUCGCAGGAGGCGGAGCCGCUGACCUUCCAGGACGUGGUCGUGUACUUCUCUCGCGCGAUGGGGCGGCGGCGGCUGGGCCCGGACCAGCGGCCGCUGUACACGGACGUGAUGCUGGAGAACUACGGGCACGUGGCCUCGCUGGGACUCCCUGUCCCUAAACCGGAGCUGAUCUUCCAGCUGGAACAAGGUGAAGAGCUGUGGGUCCUGGAUCUUCUGGGAGCUGAGGAACCGGAGGCCUUGAGCGGCUGCAGGACAGAUUCUGAGACUGGGACUGAGAAGGAAGUAUUCAUUCUAAACCAGAAGUGUUCUGAAGAAGUAAAAACCCCAGAAUUGAUAGCAAGAAGAUUCUCAAGGGGUAAUCCACAGGCACCCAAGGUGCAGGAAGCUUGGGACUGUAAGGGUCAACUAGAAGGACACCUGGGAAAUUCUGAUGGGCAGAAUUUGAGGAAAACCCAUCUUCACAAGAGAGGUUUUAGGAAAGAAACUGUUGUGUGUAGGGAAAGCUCUCCAGGAGAAAAAACCCAGGAGAGUGGGGCAUUUGAUAGAAACUUGAAUCUGAACCAAAAUGUUGUUAGACUUCAAAGAAAUCAAACAGGAUAGAGAGACUUUACAUGUGAAACAUGCAGCAAAACCUUCAAAUAUAAUUCAGACCUAACUAGACAUCAGAGAAGUCACAGUGGAGAAAAACCUUAUGAAUGUGGUCAGUGUGGCCAAGCCUUUAGUCAUAGCUCAAGCCUUCUUAUGCACCAUCGAGUUCACCCUGGAAAUAAACCAUUUAAAUGUAAUGAAUGUGGGAACACUUUUGGUCUCAAUUCCUACUUCCUCCUCCAUCAGAGAAUUCAUACUGGAGAAAAACCUUUUGGGUGUAGUGAAUGUGGGAAGGCUUUCAGUCGAAGCUCAACUCUUCUUCAACAUCGUGUAAUUCACACAGGAGAGAAACCUUACAAAUGUAAUGAAUGUGGAAAAGCUUUCAGCCAGAGCCCACAAUUAACACAGCAUCAGAGAAUUCACACUGGCGAGAGACCCCAUGAAUGUAAUCAGUGUGGGAAGGCCUUCGGUCAAAGUCCAAGCCUUUUUCUCCAUCAUAGGGUUCAUACUGGGGGAGAGAAACCCUAUGUAUGUAAUGAAUGCGGCAGAUCCUUUGGUUUUAACUCUCACCUUACUGAACACGUAAGGAUUCACACUGGAGAAAAACCCUAUGUUUGUAAUGAGUGCGGCAAAGCCUUUAGUUGUAGUUCAACUCUUGUCCAGCAUCGAAGAGUUCACACUGGGGAGAAACCCUAUCAGUGCAUUGAAUGUGGGAAAGCUUUCAGUCAGAGCUCACAACUCGCCCUACACCAGAGAGUUCACACUGGAGAGAAACCCUAUGAAUGUAGUGAUUGUGGGCAAGCCUUCAGCCGGAGGUCAACCCUCACUCAGCAUCAGAGAAUUCAUACUGGAGAGAACCCCCGUGGAUGCAGAAAAUGUGGUCCAGCGUUUGUUCACAGCUCCAGCCUUAGGCCACAUGGCCAGAUUCUAACUGGAGAGAAGCACUCUGUGUGUGAUGGACGUAGCAGAGCUUUCAGCCAUGCCGCAAACCUCGUUCUGCAUUGGAUGAUUCACACUAGUGAGAAGUCCUUUGGGUGUGAUGAAUGUGGAAAACCUUUCAGUCCCACUUCACAAUUCAUUGAACAUCAGAAAAUUCAUGCUGGGGAGAAGCUCUAUAAGCACCAUGGAUGUGGAAAAGCCUUCAGCCAGAGCUCACAACUCACACUGCAUCAUCGAACUCGGGGAGAGAAACCCCCUGUAAAUGGUGAAUCUGAAAGGUACUUUAUUCAUAUCAAAAAGGUUUUCUAAGAAAGACAUUUUUAA
This is a messenger RNA of Diceros bicornis minor, 2884 nucleotides long. RefSeq names its product zinc finger protein 251 (gene ZNF251). Gene Ontology annotation, molecular function: DNA-binding transcription repressor activity, RNA polymerase II-specific. NCBI's taxonomy places the organism in Eukaryota, Metazoa, Chordata, Mammalia, Perissodactyla, Rhinocerotidae. Gene Ontology annotation, biological process: negative regulation of transcription by RNA polymerase II. The record is from RefSeq and is a predicted model, not a curated record.